Helobdella robusta is the source of this 627-nucleotide messenger RNA. RefSeq lists its product as hypothetical. The transcript is spliced from 4 exons. NCBI's taxonomy places the organism in Eukaryota, Metazoa, Annelida, Clitellata, Rhynchobdellida, Glossiphoniidae. The record is from RefSeq and is a predicted model, not a curated record. Bases 1 to 627 code for a protein of 208 amino acids.
AUGAUAAACUUCUGGCGAGGAUCUUCUGGGCCAGGGCCAUCAAGUCUCUCCUUGCUCUUCUAUGCCUCAAGGAAGGCAGACCCAACAAAUACAAGCAAUGAUGACGGUGUUGAAAAUGAUGUUGAUGAUGAUGAUUCUGCUGACGAAGACGAUAAUGAUAAUGAUGAGAAUGAUGACGACGACGAUAAUAACGAUGUCUACGAUUACGACGAUGGUAAUGAUUAUGAUGCUGAUGAGCAGGAUGAGCAUGGCCGGCGUUUUGAGAACGUUGCAGGUUAUCGCUUUGAAAAACUUGAAGUUACGUUCAUGGCCACCGACGUUUCAGAGAGUUGCCAUCUGGCAAGGAACAUCGAAGUGAUCCAAGUGUGCUGGGCGGAGUGGUGGGGUGAACUUUUGAAGGGUCUCAUGGCCGAGUGGUUAGCGUGUCCGUCUAUCACUCCCACGACCCGAGUUCGAAUUCUGCAGUUUCUACAGGUUCAUUCGGGUAGCCGACUUCCGGUCAACCCAGCCGUCCAUCCUUCCGAGGUUAGUAAAUGUGUAGACGACGUAAGCUGUCGUAUGUUGGCCGGCGAGAUGUUUCAGUGGUUCAAAUGCGCGCUGAGUCAAACAUCUCAAUGGCUUUCAUAG